Molecule: messenger RNA, 1007 nt
Organism: Poeciliopsis prolifica (blackstripe livebearer)
Lineage: Eukaryota; Metazoa; Chordata; Actinopteri; Cyprinodontiformes; Poeciliidae
Exons: 5
Coding region: 47-946 (299 amino acids)
Biological process (GO): generation of catalytic spliceosome for second transesterification step
Source: RefSeq, a predicted model, not a curated record
ACUUUGUUUUGGCUGAGUGGCGGCUCAAACGCUGCAACCUCAAUCCAUGGCAAGAAACGAGGAGAAACAACAGGGAAGACUGAACAGACUGUGGCUACAGAAAGAGAGAGAGGAGGGACGGCUUAAAGAUGCAAAUAAGCGUCGACCCAAACUGUCUACUCUGAAUUCAGCUCCGUCUGUAAAAAAGUGGAUUCCCAGCAUCCAAAGUGAGAUCGAGUAUUACCUGCAGCAAUCCCAGCUUCCUCAUUACCCGGAGAGGAAGAUAGCUGAGUUCCAGCUGCACAUCGAGGCUUUGGAAAAAGAAUACAAAAGCUUCAUCAGCAAGCUACGAGCUCUAGACCCCUCAUGCAAACACAAACCGUGGACUCCCAGAGCCUACAGCAAACGGAGAGGAGAGGUUCAAGACCCACCAAAUGCUGGUAAAAACCCUCGACUUUAUGAGCUGCAUGCUGAAGGGAGCCAGAAGAGCAGAGGUGAUUCUCCCGGAUGUUGUCGUCCCUUAGCAGCAGCGAUGACCGGCAGCUUUUCAGAGAGUAGGCUUCACAGCCUCGUUCCAACCAGCGCUGUCUCAGACGCCAGUUCAGUCCAGGACCAGCCGCUCUCCUUCGACCAGACGCGGUUGGCGGUGGCUGCAGCUGCGUUCAGAGGACUGGCCCUGCGCCAGAGUUCCUCCCAAACACAGAACCUCGCCAGGAUGCUGCAGUCUGGUCUCCCCAACCUCAGUAAGUUCCACUCACAACAAAUGGUUGAGUUUGAAAACUGGAGCACAGAGAAAAAUGAGAAGCCCACAAGUGGAUCUGUGGUGGAAACGGAACAAAGCGCUGCUCAAGAAAACAACUCGAGCUGUGCAGCGGCGUCUAACUCGGGGCUCACACAGGACAAGAGUGGACACAUCCUGGGACUUGAUUGUUACUCCUCUUCUGAUGAGGAAACUAACACGUUGUGAUUUUUUAAAAUUUAUUUUGUUUAAAAGUGUGUAACCUCAAUUAAAAUAUUACAUUUUGUAA